Messenger RNA from Xylaria bambusicola, 8084 nucleotides. RefSeq lists its product as uncharacterized. The record is from RefSeq and is a predicted model, not a curated record. Bases 265 to 7830 code for a protein of 2521 amino acids. Lineage: Eukaryota; Fungi; Ascomycota; Sordariomycetes; Xylariales; Xylariaceae. The transcript is spliced from 6 exons. Gene Ontology annotation, biological process: secondary metabolite biosynthetic process; fatty acid biosynthetic process. Gene Ontology annotation, molecular function: phosphopantetheine binding; fatty acid synthase activity; oxidoreductase activity.
UGGUCAUGUUGUCCAGUUGGUGAAGCCAAUCGCGAAACACCGCCCUUCAGCGGAGAAUUCGCGAUGACAGACUGGAUGCUAGUUGACCAACGAUGGACCGGGAUACCGGGAGCUCGGCAGCCCAUUGCCUUGGGUUACCAUGCUCGAACGCUUGGGACAUGCAUAAGCUUUCGUCGAAGGUCACCGAGGGGAGAUUGAUUUCGACUCCAUCGUGAGGUUGGCUCAUACCAUCCUUGGCGCAUCUCAUUAUCCGGACUACUCUAUAUGGGAGCUAAAUAUUUUCUUCUAUAUCACAAGGAUUUCCCCUUAGAGCCCGUCCUAGUGCUAUCGAUACUACUGGGUUAUACUGGUUACCUUGUCGCCUUGCUGAUCAAGAUGGCUCAGCUCAGUUCCUCAAAUGGGAAUGCGAACCCCGGCCAUGAUACAAAUGGGCUCAAUGGUCAAACGACCUGUGCUUCAGGAAAUACCCAUGAGCAUACGAACGGCACCAAUAAUCAUGUCGACCAGCCCUCUACCGAGUCCACCGGAGAUAAGUGCUUUGAGCCUAUAGCCAUCUGCGGCAUGGCAUGCCGUCUUCCAGGAGGCAUAAGCUCCCCUCAAGCGUUAUGGGAUUUUUUAAUCGAAGGGCGCGACGGGCGCAUUAGAGUUCCAAAAUCUCGCUUUAAUAUCGACAGCUUUUAUUCCCCGGUUAAAAGACCUGGUAUGGCUGCUACCCAAUACGGAUAUUUCUUGGAUGAGACCGUUGAUCUUGGUGGCCUUGACACAUCUUUCUUCUCCAUGUCGCGGAUGGAAGUAGAGUGGCUCGAUCCCCAGCAACGCAUGAUGCUCGAGGUGGCUCGUGAAUCAUUGGAUGAUGCCGGUGAAGUUGGGUGGAAGGGCAAGAACAUCGGUGUCUAUGUUGGGUCUUACGGUCAGGAUUGGUACGAUAUCUUACAGCGAGAACCACUAAGCCAUAGUACCUAUUCGGUUAUCACGUCCCACGAUUUCAUGGUCUCGGAGCGCGUAUCCCAUGAGUUAGAUCUACGAGGACCUAGCAUGACAAUUCGCACGGCCUGCUCGUCUGCACUUAUUGGUCUCAAUGAGGCUUGCAUGGCUAUCUUCAAAGGCGACUGCGAAUCUGCUAUUGUCGGGGGCACUAAUCUGAUCUUGGCUCCAGAUCUAUUCACGAGGUUAUCGGAUCAAAACUUCUUGAGUCCAGAUGGAGAAUGCAGAACGUUUUCAGCUGAUGCCAAUGGGUACGCUCGGGGCGAAGCCGUAGUGUCAAUAUACGUCAAGUCUCUCAGCGCAGCACUUCGUGAUGGCAAUCCCAUCAGAUCGGUGAUUUCGGGCAGCGCAACGAACUUCGACGGGAAAACAAACCCCUUAACCAGUCCAAGCGCGACCGCACAAGAAGCUCUAAUAAGACGUGCAUACAAGGUUGCUGGUAUAUCUGAUUUUUCAAGGACAGCACUUUUCGAGUGUCAUGGGACGGGAACGGCGACUGGAGACCCUAUAGAGACCGAGGCGGUCGCGUCGGUCUUUGGCGGAAAUGGUAUCUACAUCGGUGCAGUCAAGCCAAAUUUGGGCCACUCAGAGGGAGCAUCUGGUCUCACCGCAGUCAUGAAGGCAACCUUGGCGCUACAGCAUCGAACCAUCCCCCCAAAUAUCAAGUACUCGCCGCCGAAUCCCAAGAUUCCCUUUGAGAGUGCAAAGCUUCAAAUACCUACUGAGCCUACAGCAUGGCCGAUUGGCCGGGACGAGCGAGUCAGUAUCAAUUCUUUUGGCGUAGGGGGUUCCAACGCCCACGUUAUUCUGGAAGCGCCGGGACGGUUUUUACCUGCAAGUCAGAUGAACGGACGAGAUACACCAACCGCCACCGAUAAACCACAACUAUUAAUAUUUUCUGCGAACACUGCCUACUCCAUGAAAGACCUAGUACAGGAAUACCAGUCUCUACUUAGCAACAGCAACGAUAUUAACUUAUCAGAUGUUGCAUAUACUCUCGCAAAUCGAAGAGAACAUCUCGCUCAUCGAUCGUUCGCGAUUGCUUCACAUGAUCGGUUCGACAUAGCUAGCUCUAUGUCGCCUCAACAGAGUGGACAAGUAACCCCGUCUAUUGUUAUGGUGUUCACUGGACAAGGAGCCGCAUGGCCAGGAUGUGGGCGCGAGCUGAUGCGCUCUAGCCGUAUAUUCUCUCAAACCAUCCAAUCGCUCGAUAAACAUCUGCAAACUCUGGGUGCCGAUGCACCUAGUUGGACACUGGAAGAAGAAUUAAUGAAGCCAGCGAGGACCAGCCGAGUGCACGAGGCCGAGAUCUCGCAACCUCUUUGCACCGCUAUACAGCUCGCGCUUGUUGAUGCCUUAGCAGCCAUUGGGAUCAGACCAGCAGCUGUAGUAGGCCACUCUAGUGGUGAGAUGGCCGCGGCAUAUGCCGCUGGAGGUCUCACCGCGAGAGAAGCCAUUACUGUUGCCUUCUAUCGGGGCGUAAAGGCCAAGUUGUGCACUCGACACGGAGGGAUGGCUGCGGUGGGAUUGUGCUACGCAGAAGCACAGAAAUACCUCGUUCCCGGGGUUACCAUCGCCUGUGACAAUUCGACCAACAGCGUAACCCUUUCAGGAGAUGCUGAUAAGCUUGAGCAAGUCGUAGCUGAUAUUAAAGCAUCUCAUGAGAAUGUCCCAGCAACAGUACUAAAGGUUGACAAGGCGUACCAUUCAUAUCAUAUGGAGGAAGUUGGCGAGUCAUAUUUUCGGGCCAUGGUGGCUUCAGAAGUAGUUGGGGAAAAGCCAUCUAUUCCCUUCUUUUCUAGCGUGAGAGGGAAGAGAUUCGGCACUGGUAAGGCUGACCAACUUGGACCUGUAUACUGGAGGGAGAAUUUGCAGCGUCCGGUCUUAUUUAAAUCCGCAGUCACUGGCAUCAUUCGUUGCGAAGAUCUCAAAAACCAGGUAUACCUGGAAAUUGGGCCGCACUCCGCCCUUGCAGGUCCGAUAAGACAGAUCUUGGUGACCGAAUCAAGCAAAGCUACUUAUGUUGCCUCCCUAGUCCGGCGCCAGAAUAGCUUAGAGAACCUCUUGCAAGCUAUUGGCAAGUUGUAUUUGUUGCGCGUGCCAAUAGACUUCAAGUCUCUUAUGCCCAGCGGUACUUGCCUAACAGAUUUGCCGCGUUAUCCAUGGGAUCAUCAACGGAGACACUGGUUUGAGUCCCGUUUGGCGAAAGAAUGGCGGGAACGCAAAUACCCCGAACACAGUUUACUAGGCUCAAAACUUCCAGAGAGCACAGACCUAGAACCGAUUUGGCGCAACUUCGUAGGCAUUCGCACAACGCCCUGGCUACAGGAUCACAGGAUCGGUGAAAAUGCCAUUUUUCCUUUCGCGGGGUACUUAUCGAUGGCAGCUGAAGCCGCGCGACAAAUUACAGGAAUCGAGGAAGGGGUCAGCCUUCGCAAUGUGAUAGUCAACACGGCGCUGGUAGUCCCUGAAGACUCGGCCAUUGAAGUCGUGACUUCGCUACGUCACCAUAAAUUGACUGAUUCUCUGGACAGCGAGUGGUGGGAUUUCACCAUCUGUUCGCACAAUGGUCACGUUUGGACCAAGCACUGCUGGGGUCAAGUUCGUGGAGAAUCAUCAACGGCUCCUAUGAAACAGCCCCACAACCAAGAAAGUCCACUACCACGGAGAGUUGAUGUGUCAAAAUGGUACGAAGCACAGCGACGACAAGGCCUGUCCUAUGGCCCAGCCUUCGCCAGGAUGGAGGAGUUACGAACAUCGACCCGUUCGCCUGAUCAAGCCACAGCCAAGAUGAGGAAUCUUAAAUGGGGCGAUGAGGCGCAGUACCACCUACAUCCUGCUAUUUUGGACACUUUCUUCCAACUACAGAGCAGUUCUAACUUCAAUGGACUAAGUCAUGCUUACCGGCGAUUAAUUCUGACGAGCGUGGAAGCUAUGACCAUUUAUCGAUGCACCGAGGAUGAGCUUGAAUUUACAAACAUGACCACGCCUGCCAAGGGAUGCGUUGCCACUGGGACUAUCUCAUCGGGAUCAAGAAUUCUCAUGACGGUAACCGGUUGCCAUUCUUCCUUUUUUGAGGAAUCUGAUAUGAACGAUGAGGAAAGUGUGCCGAUUACGGCUCGGGGUGAAUGGUUUCCUCAUAUAGACUUCAGCGACGCUGCAAAUCUCGUUCAUCAUCCAGAAGAUUAUCACUCGACAUUGCCUCUGUUAUCAAAGAUGGCGGGGUUAGCCAUCAAUAUAGCUAAUAAGCUGGCAAAGGGUAUAGAGGUACAAGCUCCUCAUCUAGACCGAUACAAAAAUUGGCUCAUUCAGGAGGCGUCCACCGUACCUGAGUCCUCGGAUGCAAGUUCCAUGGAUGAACUACAUUUGUUAGCUAAGAGGCUCCAAAGCACAUCUGUGGCGUCAUCUGCAACCACCAUGAUUACAGUUCUUCAGAAUCUUGAAGCUGUGUUAAGGGGCAAUAAGACAGGAUUCGAAAUUCUCAGCUUAGAUGGAAACUUAGACGGCUUCAUCACUUACCUAUGGAAGCAAGGUAGUUCUCCGUAUCUGAAAUGCCUGGCGCAGAGUAAAACUACUAUGAGGGUUCUUGAGGUUGGUGCCGGUAUCGGGGAGAAAACGGCGAACAUCAUCAAAGAUCUAACACAUACCAAUGGAUCUCCUCUUUAUUCGCGAUAUGUUGUUGCGGAUGCAUCAUCAGACCUGCUGAAUGUGGCAAGAGAACGAUUGAAGGAGCUACGGAAUGUGGAGUUCUCCACAAUGAAUAUAAACGAGGCCAUGGAAAGCCAGGGAUUUGAGGAUGCCAGUUUCGACGUGAUUAUUGCAGCUGGCGUUGUCAACACAUCGGCUAACAUUCAAAAAAGCUUACAGGGUCUUCGAGGUCUGUUAAGCCCGAAUGGACGGCUACUUCUCGAAGAGCCGCGAACUGGCUUGCUGUGGGCAAAGUUCGUCCUAGGAAUUCUGCCUAAUUGGUGGUCACAUACGGACGACGGCCGGGAACUGGAACCAUUCGUCGAUGCAACAAGGUGGCAAGAGGAAUUGCGAUCCGCUGGAUUUGGGGAUGUGCAGCAAGUCGAGCAUUGGACGAACAGUGUUUUAGUAGCAAGACCAAGCCAUCCAACGGCCCCCAAGAAGAAGAUAACAUUGCUGUGCGCUGACGAGUCAUCAGCGCCAAGUCUCAUUCUCCAAGAGCUGGCAUCUCAUGGAUACGAGGUACAACGUGCUUCUUUAGGCCAGCCACUCCCGCAGGACCAAGACGUGCUUGCACUUCUCGAUGAGGAACGCCCCUUCUUUGAAAACCUGGGGGCUGAGUCAUUCAUGCGCUUAAAAUCUCUGAUGCUACAAGAUCUAUUAAGCUCUUCCAGCCUCCUUUGGGUCACGCGACGUUCCAGUAUCGAGUGCAAAGACCCUAGAUUCGCGCAAAUUAUCGGAUUCGCUCGCUCUCUGAGGUCCGAGACGGCUGUUAAUAUUGCGACUUGCGAGAUGGAUGAGGUGAUCACUCCAGGAGACGCCUCAGCCCUGGUUAGGGUUUUAGGGGCAUUUCAGAUGAGAGAAGAGGGUGGUGUUCUGGGGCCUGACUACGAAUACACGAUUUCUGGCGGUGAAACUCUCGUACAUCGCAUUUUCCCUUUUGCGCUCGAAAAGGAGCUCCAGUUUACCGACGAGUCAGACGAAGCUUGCGUGUCCAUCGGGCAGCCAGGGCGUAUCGAUACUUUAACUUGGUCGUCACAUAAUGCCGCCGCUCCAAAGGACGGUGAAGUCGAGAUUGAGGUUUAUGCUAGCGGCUUGAAUUUCCGAGACGUACUCGUUGGAAUGCAGAUUGUCCCGGGAUCCAAGUUCGGAUAUGAAGCAGCUGGCGUUGUGCGGCGGGUCGGACCGAACGUGAAAAAGCUAUGUGUUGGAGAUCGCGCCGUCGUCAUGAGCGCCAACACCUUCUCUACUGUCAUUAUUGAGUCAGAAUUGCUUUGUGAGAAAUUACCUGAUAACAUCAGCUUCCUCGACGGCGCCUGCACCCCUACCGUCUUCUUAACUGCAGUUUAUGGUCUUAUUGACUUAGGCAGGCUUACUAAAGGGCAGUCAAUCCUAAUUCACAGCGCCUGCGGUGGCGUCGGACUCAGCGCCAUCCAAGUAGCCAGGAUGCUAGGAGUCGAGAUUUAUGCUACAGUCGGCAGCGAUCUAAAAGCUCAGUACCUAAUAGAUACUUUCGGCAUACCAAGAAGCCACAUCUUCAAUUCGAGGAACAUCAGCUUUGCGGAUGAUCUGCUACGCGAAACAGGUGGGAAGGGUGUCGAUGUAGCGCUUAACUCCCUCUCAGGUGAGAUGCUCCACGCGACCUGGAAAUGCGUCGCCAAAUUCGGAACCCUAGUUGAAAUCGGAAAGCGAGAUCUCCUGGAAAAUGCACGGCUUGAAAUGCAGCAUUUCCUAGCCAACCGGAAUUAUUGCUGCUUGGACAUGGAUCAGAUGCGGAUCGAGAGACCCGAAAUUAACAGCCGCCUACUUCGCUUUACAAUGGAGGCAUUUGCCAAGGGCGACCUGAGACCCAUACGAAUAGAUCAGGUAUUUGAGGCGCCGGCCAUCCUGGACGCUUUUAGGUACAUGCAGCAAGGCAAACACAUUGGCAAGAUCGUUGUCGAGAUUCGCAAGUCAAAUGGAAAGUUGCUGGUGGAUAAUGUCAACCGUACGAAAAAAUACAGCCUCCAACUAGAUGCAACGGCAUCGUACUUGCUUGUUGGCGGUCUGGGAGGGCUGGGGCGCUCGAUGUCCGUCUGGAUGGUGCAGCGCGGUGCUAGGAACCUCACCUUCUUGUCUCGCAGCGCUGGCAACGGCCAACACGAUAUGGAUUUCGUUCGCGAGAUUGAGAGCAUGGGCUGUACUAUCCAGCUAGUCCGAGGCGACGUUACGAAUGCCGACGAUGUGGCCCGCGCCGUUAACGGUACAGUAGCUCCCCUAAAAGGCAUUGUGCAGAUGUCGAUGGUGCUGCGCGAUCGAAUGUUUGACAAUAUGAGUUUCGAUGAUUGGAAUGCUGUUACUCAACCUAAAGUCCAAGGCACAUGGAACCUCCACAAUAUCACCUCGGCUAAAGGAUUGGACCUUGACUUCUUCCUCUUAUUCAGUUCCUUAUCAGGUGUCAUAGGACAAGUCGGGCAGUCUAACUACGCCAGCGCGAACACCUUCCUUGACGCUUUCGUGGAGUAUCGCACGAGCCAAGGCUUACCAUGCACGGCAAUUGACCUUGGUGCCAUGGAGGGAGUCGGUUAUCUAUCCGAAAAUCAGGAGCUUCUCCGCAAGAUGCAAGGCUCUGGGUGGCGUGCUGUGCAGGAAAUAGAGCUUCUUGAUGCCCUAGACCUAGCGAUGAGACGUUCUACAGCGUGCGCAAGCCAAGGACAAGGACCAAAGGCGGGCGCAUUCAUUCUCGGGUUCGCGCCGACCGCACCUCUUAGUAGCCCAGAUAGUAGCGCGAGACUGAGAAGGGAUGUUCGGUUAGCUGCCUACCAUAACAUCCGAAACAGCAAUGCCAAAACGACGACGAAGAAUGACGGGCUAAGUACCCUCCUCACUUUACUCAGAAAGAACCCAGUCCAGAUUGGGACCAGCGAGACCAUAACCGCGCUUUCUACUGCGAUUGGACAGAAGUUAUUCGGGCUGCUUUUGAUAGCAGAUCGGGAUGUCGAUAUCACGUCGACUACGGCUGACCUUGGCCUCGACUCGUUGGUUGCAGUCGAGUUGCGCGCCUGGUGGAAGCAGAAUUUUGGCUUCGAUAUCAGUACAAUGGAAAUGCUGAGCGCUGGCACAUUGGAAGCUCUGGGAAAGCGUGCAGCAGAUGGAAUUGCGAUGUUGUAUGGUUCUUGAGAGAGGGAGGUGCGCGGAAGUUUUCGGCUAAUUACCUAGAGAUCCAAGAUGGAGUAUCGGGCGAGCAAUGAGGCCACGUCCUAAUAACCUUGUGGCUGACUUGAAAGUGUCUUUCCAAUCUACUCAGUUUCUCAAGCGAGGAGCUGUCGGCAGGGCUUGGCUACUUCGCGUACAGGCAUAUUCGCAGCGCUUCAUUUACGCCAUCCAACACUAGCUAUAGCUACUUAUUCGUCUCGUGACCUAUCCGCCGAGAG